AGGGCCCGGUGGGCGGGGCCGCGCCGGCAGCUGCUCCUCACCCUUGGACCCUUAAUCCCCCCGCGGGUCCCUCAACCUGGAUCUUCCUCGGGUGUCGGGUUCUUCCCUGCUCGGGUCGUAUCCUAGGAAUGUCCUGACUUAGCCCGUGGGGAGAACUUCACCCCGAGCCCAGGAUUCCGAGCCGAGAAGUGGAAGUUGAGAGCCUGGCCGCCUUGCUCCCGGAUCUGACCCGGCCUGUCGCGUCUCAUUUCUUUCCCCAGGAUUGUCAGUGUGUCUCGCUCCCAGGAGAGCUGACUGCCCUGGGCUGCUGCUGACCUCCGGCAGAGCUGAGCCAGAAUGUCCCCGGAAUCUAAAAAGCUGUUCAACAUCAUUAUUUUAGGAGUUGCUUUUAUGUUUAUAUUCACUGCCUUUCAAACUUGUGGAAAUGUGGCGCAAACUGUCAUCAGGAGCUUAAAUAGCACAGAUUUUCACGGCAGUGGAUAUACCAGCAUGGCAAUUAUUUAUGGAGUUUUCUCUGCUUCAAAUUUAAUUACACCAUCGGUGGUUGCCAUUAUAGGACCUCAACUCGCUAUGUUUGCCAGUGGUUUAUUUUACAGCAUGUACAUUGCCGUUUUUAUCCAGCCUUUCCCAUGGUCCUUCUACACAGCCUCUGUUUUCAUUGGAAUUGCAGCUGCUGUACUUUGGACAUCACAAGGAAACUGCCUGACAAUAAAUUCAGAUGAGUACACUAUUGGAAGAAACAGUGGAAUUUUCUGGGCACUCCUGCAGUCUAGCUUAUUCUUUGGAAAUCUCUACAUAUAUUUUGCCUGGCAAGGGAAAACUCAAAUAUCAGAGAGUGACCGAAGAACAGUGUUUAUUGCCCUGACGGUGAUUAGCCUUGUGGGGACAGUUCUGUUCUUUCUCAUUCGGAAACCAGAUUCUGAAAAUGUCCUGGGGGAAGAUGAAUCUUCUGAUGAUCAGGACAUGGAAGUCAACGAGUCUGCCCAGAACAAUAUGACAAAGGCAGUAGAUGCAUUUAAAAAGUCUCUUAAGUUAUGUGGCACCAAGGAGAUGCUCCUUCUUAGUAUUACAACUGCUUAUACAGGUCUGGAAUUGACUUUUAUCUCUGGUGUUUAUGGAACCUGUAUUGGUGCUGUAAAUAAAUUUGGAACAGAAGAGAAAAGCCUCAUUGGACUUUCUGGCAUUUUCAUUGGCAUUGGCGAAAUUUUAGGUGGGAGCCUCUUUGGCCUGCUGAGCAAGAAUAAUCGUUUUGGUAGAAAUCCAGUGGUGUUGUUGGGCAUCCUGGUGCACUUUAUAGCUUUUUAUUUAAUAUUUCUCAACAUGCCUGGAGAUGCCCCUGUUGCUCCUGUGGACGGAACUAACAACAGUGCUUACAUCAAAUCCAGCAAAGAAGUUGCCAUUCUCUGCAGUUUUCUGUUGGGUCUUGGAGACAGCUGCUUCAAUACCCAGCUGCUUAGUAUCUUAGGCUUUCUCUAUUCUGAAGACAGUGCGCCGGCUUUUGCCGUCUUUAAAUUUGUUCAGUCUAUUUGUGCAGCCGUGGCAUUUUUCUACAGCAACUACCUUCUUCUUCCCUGGCAACUCCUGGUCAUGGUGAUAUUUGGGUUUUUUGGAACUAUUUCCUUCUUCACUGUGGAAUGGGAAGCUGCUGCCAUUGUAGCCCGGGGCUCUGACUACCGAAGCAUUUGAUCAGGUGCUGAUGAGGCAAGGUGUGCAUCUUCUGAAAGGACAGCUGGGUGCAGAGCAUGGUUGAAGAUGCUGCCUCUCACUUUCAUAAUGUAUGGGAUGAGGUUCAGUAUGGAAAAUCAAAGUAAGGCUGUUAAAUCAGCCAGAGUCGGUAUUAAAGUUUACAGAUAUUAAAACAAAUGGAAUAAGGGAAACCUGUUAUGUCAAUUAUAAUUGUUCAAAAAUUUUUUCCAAUUCAUAUAUCUCAAGUUCCUUAUAAUCAUGUUAUUGAAUGUAAAUGUUUUCUUCUUCUGUUCUUAUUGAAAGAUGCUGUCUUGAUUCAAAAUGCUAGGCUGUAUGUAUAUAAAGAUUCUUGCUGGGUAUGGAAUAUAUUUUAUAACAUAAUAAUAGGAAGUAUAUGCCACUCCACAUGUGUAUCUGGGAAUGACAUUUAAAUAAAUAGCGAGAUGUUGAAAUGAAA
This is a messenger RNA of Galeopterus variegatus (Sunda flying lemur), 2143 nucleotides long. It is a transcript of the gene MFSD11, whose product is annotated as major facilitator superfamily domain containing 11. NCBI's taxonomy places the organism in Eukaryota, Metazoa, Chordata, Mammalia, Dermoptera, Cynocephalidae. The transcript has 13 exons. Bases 337 to 1686 code for a protein of 449 amino acids. The record is from RefSeq and is a predicted model, not a curated record.